AUGACCCCUGAGAAGGUGCUGAGGGAGGGGGUGCUGGAGAAGCGGAGCGGGGGGCUGCUGCAGCUCUGGAAGAAGAAGCGGUGCCUGCUGACGGAGAAGGGGCUGCAGCUCUUCGAGCCCAAGGGCUCGCGGCGCAAGGAGCUGAGCUUCGCCCGCAUGAAGGCGGUGGAGUGCGUGGAGUGGAAGGAGAGGCACAUCUACUUCACGGUGGUGAUGGACGACAGCCACGAGAUCGACUUCCGCUGCGCCCAGGAGGACCCGGGCUGGAACGCGGCCAUCACCAUGGGGCUGGUGCGCUUCAAGAACCAGCAGGCCAUCCAGCUGGUCCGCGCCCGCCACAGCUGCCGAGCAGUGGUGCAGUUCGAGGCAGCCCCAGUGAGACAGCCCAUGGACACACAGCAUCCCAAGAGCAGGAUGGAGAUGGCCCUCGGCUCCAUGGGUGCUGGGGAGAACGGGAUCCCAGCAGGCAAGUGAGGCCACCACUGGCUGUGACCUGGGGACAGGGACAGUGGCCCCGGGGUGGCCAGUGCAGGUGCUGGCCUCAAAUUCUGGGACAGGACAGAGGGACUGCAGGAGCCACAUUGCCUUGGCACGAUGGGGCAAAGAACACAGUCAGGGCCACCACCU
Molecule: messenger RNA, 627 nt
Organism: Apus apus (common swift)
Lineage: Eukaryota; Metazoa; Chordata; Aves; Apodiformes; Apodidae
Gene: PHLDA3
Product: pleckstrin homology like domain family A member 3
Exons: 2
Coding region: 1-474 (157 amino acids)
Biological process (GO): negative regulation of phosphatidylinositol 3-kinase/protein kinase B signal transduction; positive regulation of apoptotic process; intrinsic apoptotic signaling pathway in response to DNA damage by p53 class mediator
Cellular component (GO): plasma membrane
Molecular function (GO): phosphatidylinositol phosphate binding
Source: RefSeq, a predicted model, not a curated record